This is a messenger RNA of Penicillium concentricum, 1272 nucleotides long. RefSeq names its product zinc-binding alcohol dehydrogenase family protein. Bases 1 to 1272 code for a protein of 423 amino acids. The record is from RefSeq and is a predicted model, not a curated record. Lineage: Eukaryota; Fungi; Ascomycota; Eurotiomycetes; Eurotiales; Aspergillaceae. Gene Ontology annotation, molecular function: oxidoreductase activity, acting on NAD(P)H. The transcript has 4 exons.
AUGUCUACCACCUCUACUUGCCUCCAACUCGAAGAGUUGCAGAAGACCCCGACUACGUUCCACCAGAACUUGUUCUCGGAGUCUCUCUCAGAUUACUCUAAUGAGUCAAGAUCUGAGAGUGAACCCCCGUCGCCGCGGUCUGAGGAGUCAAAACAAAGAGUCUUGCUUCUCAAAGGGGCCCGUGAACAGUACGCAUUGGUAGAUGACCAUGCUAUACCUUCUGUUUUGCAUGAGGGAGAGAUUCUGGUCAAGGUACUUGCAAUCGGCCUCAACCCUAUCGACUGGAAGGGACCGGCAUUCAACUUUGGUAUCCCCAGCCUGCCAUGGAUCAACGGGCGGGAUCUAGCUGGCCUUGUACUACAAGUUCCCAAAGGAUCAUCACGUCUUCGUGUAGGCGACGUUGUGCUGGUCCCAUCCACAGAUUACCGGGAUAUUAGGAAAGCAGCAUUCCAAGAAUACGCCAUUGCCACCGACUUCAAUGCUGCCCGAAUUCCUUCUUCAACAUCUAUCCACGCUUCAGCUUCUGUCGGCGUCGCAUUUGUCGCUGCUGCAUUGGCUUUGGGCGUCUCAUUUGGACUAGACUUCUCCCUCAUCACACAAGUCCCCGGUCCUAAUCUGCCUAAUAUCAUCAAAAGGCUCGACAGAAAUGAUAUACCCGCCGAUAUACAUGAAGAAUGCUUUGCGUCAUUAUUGGACUCAGAAAAGCCACAACGUGGAGACUGGGUAGCUAUCUGGGGAGCCUCAACAACUACUGGUCUGAUAACGCUUCAACUGGCCAAACUCGCCGGUUUACGCGUGAUUUGUGUAGCCGAUGCAGCACGGCAUGGUGCCAAACUUGUGCAGUCCGGUGCAGAUCUGCUAGUUGAUCGACAUGACCCUGAUCGUGCAGUGGAAAUUAUCCGCGGUGUCACCGAGGGCAAAUUGCGAUAUGCCAUUGAUAUAGUCGGAAGAGAGACCGCAACACAGCUUGAAAAGGCUCUUAAUCCUGAUGGCCACGCCCAUCUCCUUGGAUUAACUGGUCUACCUAAAGAGAAGAACCCGGGGAUACAAUAUCACACUGUGCCCAUUAAGCUCUUCCAUAGCGCUCCUACAGUGGGUGAAGCUAUGGUGUGUUGGUUGGAAGAUCUUCUGCAAUCGACGAAUCUUACAUUGCCAGAGAUUGUUCAUGCAGAGGGCGGGUUUGAGGGUAUUAAUGCGGCACUCGAGACGUUGCGGAGUGGUUCAGUGUCUGGAAAGAGGAUCGUGGUCGAUCUGGGCGCUUCACCUCGGUAG